AUGGCUGAUCUCGAGAAGCCAAGCCCACCAUCUUCGCAAGAUGGUGCGUCCAUGGCAGACGACAAGGCCGAGCAGCAACAGCCCAGCAGAACAAGCUCUCGGAGGCCAAGCCUCACGUAUCCACACCAGCCUGUACUGCUAUCACUCGUGCCCUCCAUUGCAGCAUCUGUGCCCCCAGUUGCCGCCAACAAUGCAGAAGAAUCCGCCCGAGGUACCGGGACAGGGCACCUCACGGGUCUGCCCCUGAUACUCGCCCUCAUAGCACUCAAUCUGUCCACCAUUCUCGUCUUCCUAGACAACAGCAUACUCAGCACCGCCACACCAACCAUCACGAACGAAUUCCACUCGGUCCAGGACAUCGGCUGGUAUGUCUCGUCAUACCAACUCGCUCUCUCGGCCCUCCAGCCUAUGACGGGCAAGCUCUUCACUUACCUGCCCAACAAGCAAACCUACAUCGCCUCGGUGCUGCUCUUUGAGCUGGGCUCGCUGAUAUGCGGCCUGUCCACCAGCUCCAAUAUGCUCAUUGGGGGACGCGCGGUUGCAGGACUCGGUGCAUCUGGCCUCUUCAACGGCGCGCUGACUAUAAUCGCCGCGCUGGUCCCGCUACGGCGGCGACCCGCCGUCACCGGCCUUCUCAUGGGGGUGAGUCAGCUGGGACUCAUCGGCGGACCCCUUAUCGGCGGGGCCCUGACCCAGUAUUCGACGUGGAGAUGGUGCUUCUACAUCAACCUCCCCAUCGGCGGGGUCGCCGCCGUCGCCCUGUCCGCGGUGAGGAUCCCUGAGCAGGUUUCCAAGCCGGAGUUCCGCAGCUUCAUCCGCCGCCCAGGCCUAUGGAGGAGAUUCGACCUCGUGGGGACGGCGCUGCUCGUCCCGUCCGUGGUGAUGCUGUUGCUGGCACUGCACUACGGCGGCGGCGGCACGUACCCUUGGUCCUCGGCGACGGUCAUUGGGUUGUUCUGCGGGGCUGGGGCGGUGGGCGCGGUGUUCAUCGCGUGGGAGUGGCGUAUGGGUGGCGAGGACGCGAUGGUACCGCUUAGCAUGUUUCGCGAGAAAGUCGUGGUUGCUGGCUGCCUGACCCAGCUGUGCUUGUUCAGCUGCACCUUUAUCACGUCAUACUUCUUGCCCAUUUACUUCCAGUCUGUGCAAGGCUCAUCGCCCUUCACGGCCGGGUUACACAUGCUUCCAAGCAUCAUCUCCCAGCUCAUCACAGCCGUGUUGAGCGGAUUUGCGGUCAGUAGGCUCGGAUACUACCUCCCAUGGGCCAUCUUCUCGGCGGUUUUGUCCAGCGUUGGGUCAGGGCUCAUCUCGACCUGGACAGUUGGAACCAAUACAGGGACGUGGAUUGGAUAUCAGAUCAUUCUUGGCGUCGGCCGUGGUGCUGGUAUACAAAUGGCACUUAUCGCGGUGCAGACCGUCCUACAGCCAUCGCAGAUCGCAGUGGCCAUGGCGAUGCUCACUUUCAUCCAGGGGUUAGGCAGUGCUGUUCUUAUAUCUGUGGCAAAUACUAUUUUUGACGACAGCCUUGCCUCUCAGAUCCGUGAGAACGCCCCGCACGUGAACCCGGAUGCUGUUAUCGCUGUGGGAGCUACUGCAUUCCGUAAAGUCGUCCCCGCAGAGGACUUGCCGGCUGUGAUACGGGCGUACGCGAUUUCGUUCGAAAGAACCUUUUACCUUGCGGUGGCCUUGUCGGCUUUGUGCUUUUUUACUUCCUUGGGUCUUGGGAAUCGCGAUGUGAGGGCGAAGCAGCAGAAGGGCGAGGGCGGUGGUGCUGAGGACAGCGGCCAGGAGAAGAAUGGUGAUUCCAGUGUCUGA
Diaporthe batatas is the source of this 1812-nucleotide messenger RNA. RefSeq lists its product as uncharacterized. The record is from RefSeq and is a predicted model, not a curated record. Gene Ontology annotation, biological process: transmembrane transport. Lineage: Eukaryota; Fungi; Ascomycota; Sordariomycetes; Diaporthales; Diaporthaceae. The transcript is spliced from 3 exons. Gene Ontology annotation, molecular function: transmembrane transporter activity. The coding region runs from base 1 to 1812 and encodes 603 amino acids.